CGGGACAAGAAAUUACUGAAUCCGUCACUACGUGGUGCUUUUUAAGGGAAUAUUAAAACCGUUGCUUUUUCUUCUUUUAAAUGGACACAUACAUUUUUGCACCCCUCUUACAUUUAAUUCAUUUUUUUAAAAAGCAUAUUGAGGUAAAUUUUAGUAUACCGAAUUCCCCUUUCUCUGUAAAUUAUCAUCAGCUUCUGAAAUAAGCUUCGGUGACAUGUGAUAACCAGCUGUCAUCAUUCUAUUCUAAAUAUUAGGUAGUCUCAAUUUAAAAAAAAAUUUUGACCCCAGAAGUCAUUAGAUUAAAAAAAAAAUAGUCCCAAAUUGUUUUCCCUUUUGAAUAUAUUGUGUCUAGUUCAGAUUAUAAAGACUGCAUUCUUUCUACCCUUUGUCAUAUGUUGGAACAUUGUGUAGUACUUAGUAAAUAAUUUUAGACUGUUUCAAUAUAUACUUGGUAAGGGUGUAUAGCAUCUUAAUGGUUAGAACUUAGUUUAGUGAGUUAGUCUAAUAUUCAGCAGCCUCUUUUGUCCCCUUUGUGUGAUUUAUUGAAUUAGUGAGCUGUGAGAUACAAAGUAGAUGUUCCGCUCAAGUCCCUUUUGUCCAUUCUGUGAAAAUAAUGAGGGAUGGGCUGGAUCGACUUGCAACUUUGUUCUAACAGCCCAUCUGUUCAUGGUAAAGAAAUUUGCACUGAUCCUAUUUCCAUAGCUAACCCUCUUUAAAAGUUUCAGCACCAAAAUCUGUGUUCAUCAUUUUAUACUUCUUCAGUGUUUCACUGUGAUUUUCUGCAAAAGAGGGAGUAAAUGCUUGGGAUCAAUGUGAUUAAAACCACAAAAGAGGUGUCUUUUGCUCAGGUGUAUUAAACAUGAUCCUGGAAUUUUUCAAAGGGGAAUGAGAUGAUAAGGACAAACUGCUCACUGUCUCUUCUAGGCCACCCUUUCAAAAUUCAGUGGCAUGCAGUUCUCACUCAGCUCAGAUGUUCUCAAGGUAACUUCCCUUCUGGGCCUCUGUGAACCUACCUACAACACAGCUGAUGAACAAGAUCAGGAUUGCUGAAUGACAGCGAUCCCUAAAAUGAUUGACAAUAUUGUAUGGAUAUCUAUGUGGCAUUUUUCUGCAAGAGGGUAACCAUUGUAAUUAUAAGCUUAAAAGAGUGCCAGGCCAACAACGAUGAUGCAAAAACUACUAGGAAAGAUACAGGGCUCAGAGACUGAGUUGUCUCAGAGUUCUGUCUCUGCAUCGGAAGUAAAUCUGAAGUUAGACCAUUUCAGUACCUGGCAUUAACCCCUCUGCUGGCUUCCCAUUGCCUUUGGGACAAAAUCCAGGCUCCUGGAUGUGACACCAGAGAGCACAGGCAACAAAGGAAAAAAUAGUUAAAUGGGCCUCAUCAAAAUAAAAAAACUUUGUGCAUCAAAGAACACUAUCAACAGAGUGAAAAGGCGACCCACAGAAUAAGAGGAAAAUUUUGCAAAUCAUAUAUCUGAUAAAGAAUUAUUAUCUAGAAUAUAUAAAGAACUACCACUGAAAAACAAAGUUGAAAAAGAGGCAAAACACUUGAAUAGACAUUUCUCCAAAGAAGAUAUACAGAUGGCCAAUAAGCUCAUGAAAAGAUGCCCAAUAUCACCAAUCGUAGGGGAAAUGCAAGUCAAAACCACAGUGAGAUACUACUUCACACCCAUUGGGAUGGCUGUUAUCAAAAGAAACUGAAAAUAACAAGUGUUGGAGAGAAUGUGGAGAAUUGAAACCUUUGUGCAUUGUUUACAAGGAUAAAAUGAUAUAGAAGCUGUGGAAAACAGUGGUAAUUUCCUCAAAAAAUUAAACAUAGAAUUACCGUGUGAUCCAGCAAUUGCACUUCUGGACAUAUACCUGCAUCACAGGGACGCCACCAAAAAGAUUGCUAUGGCAGAAAGAAACCUCACCCUUUUUUAUAGCCAAGCAGACACAACCCCUUAGGUACAUGUUCUCAAGACAAACAGUGAUUAGUCCUCAAGCGAGAGGACAUCAUGGCACCAUUUGUCAAACACAGUUCAUCAGCUUUUGCUUCCAGCUGUUGCUGGAACCCCAUCCAAUCAAGCUUUCCCAUCUACCAUCCACUUUCCUUGUCAGAGGCUGUAAUGUCCUCCCUGUUUCUAAACCCACUGGUUAAUUCACAGUCUUUGUCUUGUCCUGUCAGCAACUGUUGAUCACUCCCUCUUCCGUUAAACACUUUUUUCUUUGUUUUCUCAUGGCUUGCAGGACAUCCCAGUAUUUAAAGAUAAACUUAAACUAUCAUUUUAAGUCUGGCCAUCUGUUUCAAUUUUCUUUUCUCCUUGUUCACUUUUCAUUUUCUUCUCCUGGUUUUGCCUCAACCCCUGGUCGCUGAUGGGGGCAGGGCCCCAAGCUCCAUCUGGGACCUUUUCUCUGGCCGCACUCAGUGACUUUCCAUAUCGUCCUAUCUUAUGGCUUUAGACACCCUGACAUCUCCCAGUUCCACAUCUCCUUCUCAGACCUCAGCCCUGAACUCCAGACUCCUGUUGUCCAGCUGUACCCUUCACAUCCCUGCUGGCGUGUCUCACAGGCAUCUUCUUGCCACACUGUGCAGACAUUAGCUCCUGGACCCUACAGCCCUGCACAUUUCCGUUAAGAGCUGUGGCAUACCUCCUGGGGCCAGUGUGACCAUCUUGGCUGCUUUUCAAAUAUACAGGAUAUAACAUUAUUCAUAUGUGUUUUAACUUGAGAUACAAAAGAAUUGGAUGUUAAGGUGGAUGAGACAAUACAUAGUUUCCAAAAUUCACUUGGGAUGGGGUAGAAAAAUGUCUGAAGACCACGGGCCUUGCUGAUCUGCUUCCUGCAGUACUCGUGUGACAUCGUCUCCUGCUUGUUUUCUCCCUUCUCACUGAGAUUGAGCCACACAGAUGUCUCUGCUUUUCCCGGAGUCAGGGUCACCGCUGCCUCAGGGAUUCCUAGAACUCUUUGACCCCUCAAAUGCACAUGGUGAACCUCCUCCUCCAGAUCUUUGUUCUGAUAACACACCUGCCCCCAUUCUCAGUGGGGCCUUUUCUGAGUCUCUCAUUUAACUUUGCAGCCACACUCCUCCCCCCGCCCUAGCCUGUAAUGCCUGCUCUGUGUGUUUCUCUCUGCUCUUUCCCCUUCCACUAUCCAGAUACAGGGGGCAGGGCCCGAGGAGAGAGCAGGGCCACAGAGUGGGGGGUGUGCUGGAGUUGACCCCUCUGAAUGAUGCUCAACCCUGACUUUCCAUUAGAUUGCUGAGCCAUUUUCAGAUACCUCUUUUGUGCCCAGUUCCCGUAGAGUUUUCUUCUAGGUCACGGCUGACUAAGUAGCCUCAGGUGAUCGAAUCUGUAUCCAGCCCUGAGCACUAGGGCUCUGGCUCAUCUGUUUCUGAGGACUGAGACCGGCCCUUAAACUAGAGGGGUGGAGGAGGUGCUGUCCUCUGCAUGGCCUUCGGUGAGGACUGGGUCUCUGACCUGAAGGGGAGGGUCAGUCCUUCCUAGGUCCCCACUGCUGCAGCUUGUGUGUGGCUUAACCAGGAGGGGAGUGAGUUCUGAAGAAAGGGGUCAAAAACCUUACAGCAGAGGACCGUCUGUUCCACAUGCUGAGGUCCUCCCUGUGUGUGGUUGUGGUACAGGAAGGGGGUGUGUCGAUUCCAAGCAUUAAACAGCAUCUUUUGACACUCAGGAUUGACAUCUCAGGACUCACCUUGCCUGAGAAAGAAGCCCUGAAGAGGAAGAAGAGGAAAGGACAAGGAGUCAGGAAUGACUCUUUCUCAGAUAUGUCUACUAGAUGUGUGAUCAAAGAAUUAUCACCAAAAGAGGACAUUAAUAAUGGAGACUUAUUUCAGACAUUGGCUUUUGAAAGACUUGUAAGUCAUGAUUUUGAUGAUUUUGAUUUCAGUGAAGUCCAGCAAAAUAUGCACAAGUUUGUGAAUCAGUGGGAGUAUGAAGAAAAAAGUUACAAAGGAGUGACUACAACCCCUUGCAAAAAUCUCACUGGUAGUAGAGAUCAACAACAUCAUAAAUCCUGGAAUAAUUUUCCUUUAAAGCAGAAUGUUUCUGUAAGAAGUAUGUCUCAAUAUUACAAGUAUUACAAGUCAUAUAUGAGGAAUAAGGAACUAAAAAGUAAGGUAGGCUAUUCAGGAAACAAGUGUUUGAGAUGUUUGGAAACUAGGCUUGGAUUAAGCCUUCAUUCACAUUUGGCUGAACUGCAGAUUUUUCAAACUGAGGAGAAGAUUUACGAAUGUAAUCACGUCGAGAAGUCUAUCAAAAACUGUUCCUCAGUUUCAACACUUCAAAUAAUUCCUGCUAGUGUCAAAACCAACAUUUGUAAUAAAAAUGGGAAGGUUUUAACGCAUCCUUCAUUGCUUACACAACACCAGAAAACACAUAUUAGAGAAAAGCCCUACAAAUGUAAUGACUGUGGGAAGGCUUUUAGCCAUUGCUCAGUCUUAGCUAAUCAUCAAAGAAUUCAUUCUGAACAGAGACCGUACAAAUGUAGUGAGUGUGGCAAAACCUUUAACAGACUCUCAAACCUCACAAGGCAUCAGAGAAUUCAUACCGGGGAGAAACCAUAUAAAUGUAACGUAUGUGGUAAGGACUUUAUGAUACGUUCACACCUUUGGGGUCACGAGCGAAUUCAUACUGGAGAGAAACCUUACAGAUGUAAUGAGUGUGGCAAAGCGUUUUCUGAGCAUUCAAAUCUUGCUCAACAUAAGAGAAUCCAUACUGGAGAGAAACCUUAUAAAUGUCAUGAGUGUGGUAAGGAUUUCACCACACGUUCACACCUUUGGGGCCAUGAGAGAAUCCAUACUGGAGAGAAACCUUACAAAUGUCAUGAGUGUGGCAAAGCCUUCACUGGGAGCUCAAACCUUACUCAACAUAAGAAAGUUCAUACUGGAGAGAAACCAUAUAAAUGUCAUGUAUGUGGCAAGGCCUUCAGUCAGAAUUCAAGCCUUACAGUUCAUCAGAGAAUUCAUACUGGGGAGAAACCUUACAAGUGUCACGAGUGUGGCAAAGCCUUUAAGCAGUACUCAAGUCUCAACAGACACCAGAAUAUACAUGGAGUGAAGAUACAGAUGUAAAGUGUGUGGUGAAGGUUAGGGUCCACAGAUUUGACGGUCAGGUUGCCUGUAGCCAACUCCUUCGUCUUCAUCUUUACAGGAAUCUCCAGGACAGUGAUGGCUUUUGGGCAGAAACAUUUUCUCAGUGAUUUUGGUUACAAAUUUGUUUACUGUGUCCACAGAGUGAUACUGUACUAUAUUUGUGUAAGAUGUAACUAUCAGAGGAAACUAGGUGAUGCCUCUACUAUCUUUGUACCUUCCUGUACAUCUGUGAUUAUUUCAAAAUAAAAAGUUAAAGGGAA
Messenger RNA from Orcinus orca (killer whale), 5349 nucleotides. RefSeq names its product zinc finger protein 677. The transcript has 3 exons. Gene Ontology annotation, molecular function: DNA-binding transcription repressor activity, RNA polymerase II-specific. The record is from RefSeq and is a predicted model, not a curated record. NCBI's taxonomy places the organism in Eukaryota, Metazoa, Chordata, Mammalia, Artiodactyla, Delphinidae. The coding region runs from base 3584 to 5068 and encodes 494 amino acids. Gene Ontology annotation, biological process: negative regulation of transcription by RNA polymerase II.